AUUUCGCCCCACGUGCAAAAAUAACAACAUGGCGGAUCAGGUUGAAGAAAGUAGCUCUUUUCAUGAAAUGGGUUUAGACGAUCGAUUGGUCAAGGCGAUUGCCAAGCUAAAUUGGUCACAACCUUCACUGAUCCAGGAGAAGGCCAUCCCUUUGGCCUUGGAAGGCAAGGAUAUUUUAGCGAGAGCCAUGACCGGGUCAGGAAAAACGGCAGCAUAUGCAAUACCAGUUAUACAGAGAAUCCUACAAGAUAAACAGGCAAAUUCUUCAAAUAGUGGUAUAAGAUCUGUUGUGCUAGUACCCACCAAAGAACUUGCAAAGCAAGCUCAUCGGAACAUUAAGGAAUUAUCCUGUUACUGUUCUCGUGAUAUCAAAGUUGCAGAUGUUGCACAAGGAAAUCUCAGUAGUACCAAGUCACUUUUGAUGGAGUGUCCAGAUAUAGUGGUUGCAACACCAAGUGUGCUACUAGGUCAUGUUCAAGCCAAAAAUAUUGACCUUAAAGCCAGUCUACAGAUGUUAAUUAUUGAUGAAGCUGACCUUGUGUUCUCGUAUGGCUAUGAACAUGAUCUCAAAUCUCUACUGAGCCAUUUUCCAAAGAUUUAUCAAUCAUUCUUAAUGUCUGCAACUUUAAGUGAGGAUGUUACUGCAUUGAAGAAGCUUGUCCUUCACAAUCCGGUCAUUCUCAAGCUUCAAGAGUCACAACUUCCGUCAGAUGACAAACUUACCCAGUAUUUUAUAAAAUGUGAAAUGGAGGAAAAGUUCCUCUUGAUAUAUACCCUGCUCAAAUUAAGGCUUGUUCAAGGGAAGACAAUUCUGUUUGUUAAUGGUAUUGACAGAUGUUACAGACUUAAACUAUUUCUUGAACAGUUUUCAAUCAAAGCCUGUGUUUUAAAUUCUGAAUUACCUCAUAAUUCAAGAUUACAUAUAGUAGAGGAGUUCAACAGAGACAUUUAUGACUACAUCAUUGCAUCUGACGAAAGUGUGUUUGAUGCUGUUGCUACACCAUCUGUAAAUGUUAAGAAAAAGAAAAGAAAGAAGGACAAAGAGUAUGGCGUGUCUCGAGGAGUGGAUUUUCAAGGAGUUGAAAAUGUGAUAAAUUUUGACUUCCCUACAGCUGUUGAUGCCUACAUUCACAGAGUAGGAAGGACUGCCCGUGGUGACAAUGACGGUACUGCGUUGUCCUUUGUGACAGCAAAUGAUUAUAAAAUGCUGAAAAAGGCCGAAGAGGAACUUACGAAGGAGUUUAUAGGAGAGAAAAAAGAAAUUUUUAAACCUUAUCAGUUUAAAAUGGAGGAGAUCGAGGGGUUCAGGUAUCGUGCACAGGACGCACUGAGGGCAGUCACAAAAUCAGCAGUUAAAGAAGCGCGUCUCAAAGAAAUCAAGUCCGAGAUACUGAAUUCUGAAAAACUGAAAGCAUAUUUCGAAGAAAAUCCCAGAGAUCUUCAAGUGCUCAGACAUGACAAAGAUCUACAUCCCACAAGAAUUCAACCUCAUUUGAAAAACGUUCCCGAAUACCUCGUUCCUCCCACUCUGCGGCCAUCCAUGGCCAAAUCUUCCCGAAAGAGAAGACGUCCUUUCAUAUCAUCACAAAAAAAUGCUCACACCGCACACAGCAAGAAGAGAAAGGUGGAUCCUUUGAAGAGUUUUAAAUAUCAGAGACAUCAAUCAAAGGGAAAUAAGGGACACGGCAAGGGUAAGAGAGGAUAGGCAGUCAUCGCUGGACCUCUUCUUUACUUAGAGAGUUGAUUCCCAUGAAGCCCGGGUAGAUUGUUUUUAGCUCCUCGUGGAUCACAGCGCUCAAACAAAGGACAAGUUUGACUAAAAUCAAUGAAAUUCUGCCGUGAGUGGUGAGGUGUAGCUGGCCUGAGUUUACAGCAUAUCCGAGAUUAAUUGAGAGAAAGAAAGAGCCA
This is a messenger RNA of Pocillopora verrucosa, 1908 nucleotides long. RefSeq names its product probable ATP-dependent RNA helicase DDX56. Lineage: Eukaryota; Metazoa; Cnidaria; Anthozoa; Scleractinia; Pocilloporidae. Gene Ontology annotation, molecular function: RNA helicase activity; ATP binding; nucleic acid binding. The record is from RefSeq and is a predicted model, not a curated record.